AACGGUCUGAGAGAAGCAAUUAGCCUUUCAAUGUUCGUCCGGAAGUGGUAAGAGCAGUUUCUCUCUCAAAUGUGGUAAAUUUACGGCUUACUGACAGUUCCUGAAAACGGUCGAAAUGAAACAAGCGGUCAUACUCUUCCUAGUGGUGCUAGGAUGCCACAAUGGGAAGCCCUAUGUGGCGCCAGUUCUGAGCGUCUGCUCGAGGAGUGAUCCCAAUUUGGAAAAGUGUAUUAUGAACGUUGUGGACGGCAUUCGACAGAAUGUGAUCGAUGCAAAUUACGGAGAUGGUCGGCAGGCACCGAAGUUCGAUCCGAUCUACUUCGAUCGGAUGGAAAUCAACAACGGAGCUGGAUUUCGUUUGGUGUUGUCCAAUGUGACCAUCAGAGGGACAGGCGGAUUCGUUAUCAAGAAAAUUCGAUCUGAUCUAGCUGCCAAAAAGUUCGACAUCAUAUCGAUCAUACCGAAGAUGAGCAUUGUUGGGCAGUAUGAUCUCAGCAUGAAUAUUCUACUGUUGAGGGCUGCAGGAAAAGGAGAUUUUCGGCUGCAACUUAAUGACACAAUUGCCAGCCUCAAAGUGCAGUACCGGCUUGCACCGGAAGGAGACAAAAACUUCGUCCGGUUCGACCCGAUCGACCUGAAACUGAAGUUCCCCAAGGCCAAGUUCUACUUCACCGGUCUGUUCAAUGGCGAUCCAGCGCUGGAGGAAUUCGGUAACCAGGCCAUCAACGAUAAUCCCAACCUGAUAUUGGACGAAGUGAAACCCAGCUUCGAGAAGAACUUGGGCCGGGUGUUUACCGAUAUUUCCAACAGCGUCGUGGAGGGAGCGGAAGAGUUCGAAUUGCUGCCACCGUGAAAUUUGGUUCCUGUUUAGAUGAGAAAUAAAUAUGCGUUACGUAACUUUU
Molecule: messenger RNA, 902 nt
Organism: Aedes aegypti (yellow fever mosquito)
Lineage: Eukaryota; Metazoa; Arthropoda; Insecta; Diptera; Culicidae
Product: protein takeout
Exons: 4
Coding region: 116-853 (245 amino acids)
Source: RefSeq, a predicted model, not a curated record